CGUAAGGAUAACGGAAGUCGUGCUUGCAAGAAGCGGGAGGUCCUACUUUCUUGAGGUGGUUGCCCCGCAAAGUAAUUACCCCUCUGCGUACUUGCCCCUUUGCGCGGAAGAUCGGUCUAGAAUUACCUAAACUUAGCGAUAGUGACAGUGAGACCUCACUUCAGCCUUAUCACCAACAUUUGAACAACAGCACAAUACAGCUUAUUUAUAACCCACCGACGCCGCUUCGCCACAACUUAAUUCACCCCCGAAACAAACACCCGCACUCAAAUCCACGACAUAUCUCUACGUUGCCAAAAUGGGCAACACCACCAGCGCAGUCCUGGACAACCUCGUCCAAGGAUCCAACUUCGAUAGAGAUGAAGUUGAUCGUCUGCGAAAGCGAUUCAUGAAGCUGGACAAGGACAACUCCGGUACGAUCGAACGCGAUGAAUUCCUCAGUCUUCCCCAGAUCUCCUCCAACCCUCUGGCAACACGAAUGAUCGCCAUUUUUGACGAAGAUGGUGGGGGUGACGUCGAUUUCCAAGAAUUCGUUACAGGUCUCUCAGCUUUCAGCGCCAAGGGAAACAAGGAACAGAAGCUGCAGUUCGCCUUCAAGGUCUACGACAUUGACCGUGACGGCUAUAUCAGCAACGGAGAGCUGUUCAUUGUCCUCAAGAUGAUGGUCGGCAGCAACCUUAAGGAUCAGCAGCUGCAGCAGAUUGUGGACAAGACUAUCAUGGAGGCCGAUCUCGACAAGGACGGCAAGAUUAGCUUUGAGGAGUUCACCAAGAUGGUCGAGUCGACUGACAUCAGUAUGAGCAUGACUGUCGACCAGUUCUAAGCGAUCGCACAUAAAAGGGUGCAUACAGGGUAGGGGAGUACAGGUUUCAUCAUUGCCAUGGACUUACACGGUCCAUAGUCCUACGAGGACUACUGGUGGAAAUGGAUGAGGAAGAUGGGGUUGGAACACCUAGCGAAUCUAAACAUCAUUAUGAUCAUGAAUUCACGCAUUCUGUUUUGUUGACUGACAGACUUCUGUUGCCCUCUGCUCAGCUUAUGACGAAGCUGAUCAUCUAGUAUAUUCGAAUGCUCGCCUCGGUAUGAUAUCUUUUCGGCGUAAAGAGUUCUGGGUUGGCAUGGCAGCUCGCAGAUAAACACC
This is a messenger RNA of Fusarium verticillioides 7600, 1141 nucleotides long. Its product is annotated as calcineurin subunit B. The transcript has 5 exons. The coding region runs from base 299 to 823 and encodes 174 amino acids. The record is from RefSeq and is a predicted model, not a curated record. Gene Ontology annotation, molecular function: calcium-dependent protein serine/threonine phosphatase regulator activity; calcium ion binding. NCBI's taxonomy places the organism in Eukaryota, Fungi, Ascomycota, Sordariomycetes, Hypocreales, Nectriaceae.